AUGGAUGAGCACUACGACGCUAUCAUUUUGGGCACUGGCCUGAAGGAAUGUGUCAUCUCUGGCAUGCUGUCGGUUAGUGGAAAGAAGGUGCUUCACAUCGAUCGCAACAACUACUAUGGAGCCGAAAGUGCCUCCUUGACACCGCUGGAGCAGCUCUACGAGAAGUUCCUUGGCACCAAUGCUAAGCCUCCACAAGAAAUGGGGCGUGGCCGUGAUUGGAACGUUGACCUGAUCCCGAAGUUCCUUAUGGCCAACGGGUCGCUGGUCAAGCUACUGAUUCACACCGGUGUCACCCGCUAUCUGGAAUUCAAGUCGAUUGAAGGCAGUUAUGUCUACCGUGGAGGAAAGAUUUACAAAGUGCCGGCAAACGAAAUGGAAGCACUGUCAAGCAGCCUUAUGGGAAUGUUUGAGAAGCGCCGCUUCAAGAAAUUCCUUGAAUUCACCCAGCAAUUUGAUCCCCAGAACAAGGCUACUUGGCAAGGCCUAGACCCCAACGUCAACACUAUGCAACAGGUGUACGAAAAAUUCGGGCUUGACGAGAAUACAGCCGACUUCACCGGCCAUGCCCUGGCUCUGUAUCGGGAUGAUCAAUACAAGUCCCUACCUUUUGCGAAGACGAUCGAGAAGAUUCGUCUUUAUUCCGACUCUUUGGCCAGAUACGGAAAGUCACCUUACCUCUAUCCGCUUUAUGGUCUUGGAGAGCUGCCUCAGGGAUUCGCUCGUCUAUCUGCUAUUUACGGCGGCACCUACAUGCUCGAUAAACACGUCGAUCACAUUGUUUACGAGAAUGGUAAAGCCGUCGGCGUAAAAUGUGGCGAGGAGGUCGUACGUGCCAAUCAGAUCUAUUGCGACCCUUCCUAUGCUCCAGACAAGGUGAAGAAAGUUGGACAAGUGGUCCGAGCUAUCUGCCUCCUGAACCACACGAUCCCCAACACUCACGAUUCGUCCAGCUGCCAGAUCAUCAUCCCGCAAAAACAAGUCGGAAGACAUUAUGAUAUCUAUAUUUCGAUGGUCUCUAAUACGAAUAUGGUGACACCAAAAGGAUGGUACAUUGCGAUGGUGUCAACAACUGUCGAGACGGCCAACCCGCAAGCGGAGAUCGUGCCCGGUCUGCAAUUGCUGGGCCCAAUUGCUGAGAAAUUCAUCAGCGUUUCUGACGUCUACGAGCCGGUCGACCUCGGAACGGAGUCUCAGGUCUUUGUCUCGCGCUCCUACGACCCGACCUCGCACUUCGAGACCACCUGCAAAGACAUCCUUGAAGUUUUCGAGCGGGGCACGACUACCGAAUUCGACUUCAACAAGAUCACCCACCUUUCCCUUGAAGAUAACGAG
Molecule: messenger RNA, 1332 nt
Organism: Mesorhabditis spiculigera
Lineage: Eukaryota; Metazoa; Nematoda; Chromadorea; Rhabditida; Rhabditidae
Source: the annotation of a GenBank genome assembly